This is a messenger RNA of Cylicostephanus goldi, 250 nucleotides long. NCBI's taxonomy places the organism in Eukaryota, Metazoa, Nematoda, Chromadorea, Rhabditida, Strongylidae. The record is from the annotation of a GenBank genome assembly.
ACAACCUUCCUUCUCUCCUUGUAAAACUUACCUUUCCGUUCUUUAUGCAUCGGAUUCCAUUUGUGUUUCGCCACGUGGUGGUUUGCUGCCUACAAUCUGCAAGCUACUUCAUAGUUGCUUUCUCCGUCAACGUGCCGAUGUCGCUUUCAGGAGUUUGUUUCGCAGCCUUCGGAUCUGGAAUAGGAGAGAUCAGCUAUCUUGCCUUGGCUUCUCAUUAUUCAACGUAUGAAUUGUGCAAUUUCGAGUAGGA